Molecule: messenger RNA, 858 nt
Organism: Hemiscyllium ocellatum (epaulette shark)
Lineage: Eukaryota; Metazoa; Chordata; Chondrichthyes; Orectolobiformes; Hemiscylliidae
Product: mammalian ependymin-related protein 1-like
Exons: 7
Coding region: 194-775 (193 amino acids)
Biological process (GO): cell-matrix adhesion
Cellular component (GO): lysosome; extracellular region
Molecular function (GO): calcium ion binding
Source: RefSeq, a predicted model, not a curated record
UGCUCUGCUUUGAGAAUAAUCAUUGGUUGCCUUUGUGUUGAAUUAUGUAACCGCGGUGUCACCUGAUGUUUAUCCCGUGAUGAGGAAGUAUAAAGAGUAAUAGUUUGAAGUUGAUCUUCAGGAGUGUGACAACAUCGGAGCUGUUCGAUUGACGAGAUUUGAAAUUCCGACACCGAGUGGUGAGAGUGGGAAGAUGGCGGCCGUGCUGUUCAUCUGCUCCUUGUUCUUCCUGGGCGCUUUAGGAAGUGCACCGAAACCUUGUACUUCCCCAGAUCUCCUGGAAGGUCAGAGAUAUAUCGGUGACCUGAAGAGAACCUUUGGAGAAGAGGAAACAUUUUCCUAUGAUGCUGUUCAAAAGAGGAUAUAUCUGUACAGAAGCCUGUGGGAUACAUCUGGCAAAAAGGAAGCUGUGAUGGACAUCAUGCUAUUCCAGCAGUCCAUGCGGUACCAGUUCUACCCUCAGAACAAGACCUGUGUGAAGUCUGCUCUCCAUACUCCAUUCCAUCGCAUCGCAGUUCCCUCUAAUGCCACCUUCCUCUCUCAGGUCUAUUUUGGUGGCUCCUCUGAACCACAGGAGGGUGUUCUGACCAAUGUCUGGAUGCUUAGUACUGGUGACAGUGAAUAUUGCUUCCUGUCUUUCACGGAAUCCAAUUGUCUCCCUCUGUCAGAGGUCUGCUUCAGCAAAGACAAGAGCUGGGUCUUCGCAACAUCUUUCAACUUGGUUAAAACAAUCCGUGAUCCAAGCGUGUUUAAUCCUCCUUCAGAGUGUGCUUGAAUACAAAUUAAUCUCUGAGAAUAUUUUCCUGGCGAACUAGUGGAACUAUCUGAUUUACUUUAAUAAAGAACGAUUGUACCAUG